Messenger RNA from Vitis riparia (riverbank grape), 2167 nucleotides. Its product is annotated as E3 ubiquitin-protein ligase PRT1. The transcript has 7 exons. Gene Ontology annotation, biological process: proteasome-mediated ubiquitin-dependent protein catabolic process. The coding region runs from base 388 to 1800 and encodes 470 amino acids. Lineage: Eukaryota; Viridiplantae; Streptophyta; Magnoliopsida; Vitales; Vitaceae. Gene Ontology annotation, molecular function: zinc ion binding; ubiquitin protein ligase activity. The record is from RefSeq and is a predicted model, not a curated record.
AGUGACUAAAGAGCCAUACAAGUUUUAGUGACGGGGGGAUAAAUCCCAACAGGGAAAAUUGACUGGCAUCAAUCAAGCAGAAAUACUUGGCACAGGAGUUCGCUCGGUGCUCACUGGCUUGUCCGUCACUCUCAUGGAGUUGCGUCGACUUACCAUUCAAUCGUUUUGGUUAUUAUCCGAAUUUCUUAUUUUUUAUAUUUGAAGGGUAGUUCCGGUUUUGAGUGAAGAUUAGGAAUCAAUCACAUGAUUACCUAAUUCACCGGUCUUUUGGAAUGAAUAUAUCAUCUCUGUUUGUGGCGGUGUGAGCCUACUAUUUUCCUGAUCCCUUUCUCUCGCCUAGGGUUUCCAUUUCUCUUUUUUUUUCCUCUCCCUCUAAAGCCCAAGAAUAUGCCUCCAUCAAUGGAAGAUCAGUUCUCGGAUGGCGCUGAUUCGGAUGAGAUCUCCAGAACCUUUAUCUGCUGCGUUUGUUUGGAUCUCCUGUACAAGCCCAUUGUGCUGGCUUGUGGUCAUAUUUCCUGUUUCUGGUGUGUCCAUUUUUCCAUGGAUGGCGCACAUGAAUCUCAUUGUCCAAUUUGUAGGAAUCCAUAUAGUCACUUCCCAACCAUCUGUCAGAUGCUUCACUUCAUGCUCUUGAAGAUGUAUCCUGUUGCCUACAAAAGACGGGAGAAGGAAACUCUAGAAAGAGAAGAGGAAACACGCCACUUCUCUCCACGGUUUGAUGCUUAUGGAGGUGGAUCACAUACUUAUAAAAAAUUGAAGAUCGAAGCAGAUCCUGCAGAUCCUUCCAUCACAGUUUUUGAGUUUAAAUUGUGUCCAGAUUCUUCUUCCAAUAGGGUAAAGAAACAUUUUGCUAAUUUGAUGCAACGACAACCUGUGUCGCUGCCUCAAGAUUUUGUCACUCCUAUUUCCAAACAAACCUCUGGUGGAAAUCCUCAAGGGGCAACACUUGCUGAUGAAGAGAAUGUUGUGCUUAAAAAUAAUCUUGAUCAAACUUGUGAGGAGCUUUCAAUCGCUGAUGUACAGUGUACUGCAUGCAAGCAGCUGCUGUUUCGACCUGUAGUUCUGAACUGUGGCCAUGUAUAUUGUGAAACUUGUUUCAAUAUACCAGUGGAUGAGAGGUUUAGAUGCGAGGUUUGCCAGGUUCUGCAUCCAAGUGGGUUUCCAAAAGUUUGUUUGGAACUUGAUCACUUCUUGGAGGAACAAUUUCCUGAAGAAUAUGCAUUGAGAAGAGAAGCUGUUCAGCUCAAAGCAGUUCAUCUGGAUGAUGCUCCAAGUACCUGUUCAAAAAAUUCUGGCAUACAAGGUUUCAAGUGGUCCUCGGUGCCUAAAGAGGAAUAUUGUACAUGGUUGAGGGAUAAUGGGCCAAAGAUUCAUCCUGGUGUUGGUUGUGAUUCUUGUGGGAUGUAUCCGAUAGUUGGGGACCGAUACAGAUGCAAAGAUUGCAAGGAGAAAAUGGGGUUUGACCUUUGUGGAGAUUGCUACAAUACCAACUCCAAGCUUCCAGGCCGGUUUAAUCAGCAGCAUACCCCAGAGCACAAAUUUGAGUUGGUGAAUUGGAAAUUGAAACAAGAAAUGAUGAGGCUGAUGGUAGAGCAACUAGGAGAUGGUUUUGCUGCUCCCUAUUUCUCUGGUAUUAGUUUAGAACAACCGGGAGAUCCUACUGCUGCUUUUGUCUCACUAGAUGAUGCUGAGGAGACAGCAGAAAAUGCUGCUGCCAUUGUUUUAGAUGAUGAUGCUGAGGAGACUGCAGAAAAUGAUGUGAAUGGCCUGGCUGCCUCUGAUGCUGCUCCGGAGCUAUAAGCCCAGAAAACUUCAUGAGUAGCUUCUGCAGGGUUUUGGGGAUGAUGCAGCCUGAUCCAGCCAAGUUAAAAAACUCCAGCCCUAGGAAUAACAUCUCCAAUCCUCCAUCUAAACUACAGGUUUGGGACAUACAUUUUAGAAUUCAUUUCUGAUGAGUUUCCCAUACAGCCAUGUUUUUGUUGAGUGCCUUUCCAUGAGCUGUAUUUCUUGUAUAUCAUUCUUGUCCUAUCAGACCUCUGCCUCCCAGAAGAUCUUCUCCACCCUCUUAAGCUGUCAACCCAUUAUAUAUGCUUGUCUUCUUUCUUUAUUAUUACUAGAACUGCUGAUGAUUACUAAGCAAUUAUUUUCAAAGGAGUUUUGCUUUAAA